AAAUUCAUAGUUCAAUUCAGAUAAUGUUUUUGCUGUUCUUAACUUGAUUUAAAUGAGUUUUAUUUUCAAUUUUGUUGCUGCAAUCAUACGCAAAAUGCUGGAGCUGCUGCAGAUUGGAGGCAAGCUAACGCACACGCUGAGCAUUUACGUGAAAACGAACACAGGUCGCACUUUAUCGGUCAACUUGGAGCCACAGUGGGACAUAAAGAACGUGAAGGAGCUGGUGGCGCCUCAACUGGGACUCCAGCCGGAGGAGGUGAAGAUCAUAUUUGCAGGCAAAGAACUCAGCGAUGCGACCACCAUUGAGCAAUGUGAUCUGGGGCAACAAAGUGUGCUGCAUGCCAUACGACUACGUCCCCCUACGCAGCGGGAGCGAGAGCGGCAGGCCAGCACUCUGAUGGAGGAGGAGCCAACCGCAGAGGAGCCAUCGAAGCCGCUGAAUGAAACGCUGCUCGAUCUGCAGCUGGAAAGCGAGGAACGUCUCAACAUCACCGACGAGGAGCGUGUACGGGCCAAGGCGCACUUCUUUGUCCACUGUGGCCAGUGCGAUAAGCUGUGCAAGGGCAAACUGCGGGUGAGGUGCUCCCUCUGCAAAGGUGGCGCCUUCACUGUCCAUCGUGAUCCCGAGUGCUGGGACGAUGUGCUCAAGCCGCGACGCAUUCGUGGCCACUGCGAGAGUCUCGAAAUUGCCUGUGUGGACAACGAUGCGGGAGAUCUGCCCUUUGUCGAGUUCUACUUCAAGUGUGCGGAACAUGUUUCGGGCGGAGAAAAGGACUUUGCAGUUCCCUUAAAUUUAAUUAAAAAUAACAUCAAAGAUGUGCCCUGUUUAGCCUGCACGGAAGUGAGUGAAACGGUUCUGGUUUUUCCGUGUGCCUCGCAGCACGUCACCUGCAUCGAUUGCUUCCGCGAUUAUUGUCGCUCGCGUCUCAGUGAACGCCAGUUUAUGCCGCAUCCGGACUUUGGUUACACGCUGCCAUGUCCUGCCGGCUGUGAGCACUCCUUUAUUGAGGAGAUACAUCACUUUAAGCUGCUAACCCGCGAGGAGUACGAUCGUUAUCAACGCUUUGCCACUGAGGAGUUUGUACUUCAGGCUGGAGGUGUACUUUGCCCUCAACCUGGCUGUGGCAUGGGUUUGCUUGUGGAGCCCGAUUGUCGCAAGGUAACCUGCCAGAGCGGUUGUGGCUAUGUCUUCUGUCGCAAUUGCCUGCAGGGCUAUCACAUUGGCGAAUGCUUGCCCGAGGGUGCCACAGGCAGUGCACAAAACUCCUGUGAAUACACCGUGGAUCCUAACCGCGCUGCCGAAGCUCGCUGGGAGGAGGCCAGCAAUGUAACCAUCAAAGUCAGCACCAAACCCUGUCCAAAAUGUCGCACACCCACGGAGCGUGAUGGUGGCUGCAUGCACAUGGUCUGCACACGCGCUGGUUGCGGCUUCGAGUGGUGUUGGGUCUGUCAAACCGAAUGGACGCGUGACUGCAUGGGCGCCCAUUGGUUUGGCUAAAUCUCGUUCUUGUCUUGGAAAAGAGUACAUUAUUUAAUCUUUCGUUUAUUUGUUGACUAUUCUGUAUACGUUUUGCCUUUUAUAAAGACUGUUAAAGUAACUAAAAGAAAGUAAAUAUUGAAAACAAAGUUUUAAAAAUUAUAAUAAAUAUGAAACUAUAACU
Molecule: messenger RNA, 1661 nt
Organism: Drosophila innubila
Lineage: Eukaryota; Metazoa; Arthropoda; Insecta; Diptera; Drosophilidae
Gene: park
Product: E3 ubiquitin-protein ligase parkin
Exons: 6
Coding region: 53-1498 (481 amino acids)
Biological process (GO): autophagy of mitochondrion; negative regulation of protein phosphorylation; regulation of apoptotic process
Cellular component (GO): cytoplasm; ubiquitin ligase complex; Golgi apparatus
Molecular function (GO): ubiquitin protein ligase activity; ubiquitin conjugating enzyme binding; zinc ion binding
Source: RefSeq, a predicted model, not a curated record